Messenger RNA from Cydia strobilella, 3338 nucleotides. RefSeq lists its product as uncharacterized. Bases 36 to 1577 code for a protein of 513 amino acids. NCBI's taxonomy places the organism in Eukaryota, Metazoa, Arthropoda, Insecta, Lepidoptera, Tortricidae. The record is from RefSeq and is a predicted model, not a curated record. The transcript is spliced from 2 exons.
CAUAAUAAAACAUCCAAUUUCAUUGUUACAGAACAAUGACGGUGAAGAAGACUAACCGCAGCGGCGGUUUCGCUGCGUGCGUCGCGCGACAGAAGCUCCACAACAACAACCAGUUUGACAUCCUCACCAUCAAGCCAACCAACCCCACCACCUACAACAUCGUUGUCGGCUUCAACGAGAAAGACCAACUCCAACUCCUCGCAAAGGACGAUGAAUUCAUAAAAGAAUUCUCUGAACUCAAAAACAAAUACGAAAACAUCUCCAUCGACGACAUAACGAAUUGCGUCAACGUCGAAAACUACCCUAACUGCGAGAACACUCUAGUCUUUUACGUAACCAAAAACCUGACGAAUGAAGCGAUAGCCCUCAAAUUCGAAAACGAACAGGACUUCAAAAGGAUAUACUUCACGUAUAAAUAUUUCAAAAUGCGUAAUCGACUAACGAACAACGCCAACAAUUACGCGAGUAGCGAUAAUUUAUUUUCGAAAAAGAAAACGUACGAGAUAUUUAAGAAUAGGAAAAAUAGUAUCGACGAUUAUAGUUUCGAGAAAAGUCGGGCAGAGUUCGAUUUAAUGCAGACAACCGACAACGAUCUGACGUACAUGACGGUGCAGCAGAAGAAUUACAAUUCCCGGUUCGAUCAGCCGAUGAGUCUCAUAGACAUCAGGAGUGAAGAGCCGGACCAAAUCGACAGUGUCAUAUAUACUAACGUAGACAUACCAGCCAAACCUGAGAGGAAAAGGCUGUUCCAUAAAAAACCUAAAGCACCACCUCCUCCAGUACCUACAAACAAUAAAGAUAAUCAAACGAAAGUACUUAAAGGAGAAUUCGUUAGAGUGAACGUUGAAAGAGUUCCAGAUGUGGUUCCUAAGGAUAACAGACAGAGCAAAGUCCCUGAUAUCCUCAUGUUUAGAGAUAGUAAACCUAAGAAGAAUGGUGCCAGCAAUUUGUGGUCGGCCAGUAAUAAAGUGGCGACUGGGUACGAGUCAGACCGCGAAGAAUGGAGGAGCAGCCGCUCGCAGUUCUCCACCACCGCGUUCGACAGCCUCGCCCGCCCCACGAAGAUGGCCAUGGCGCUCACCCUCCGGAAACCCCCCAGGAUCGACCCCGUGCCCCAAUACUACCGGCUGGCCAGCGACCCCAAGCCUAAACUCACCCCUCUACCCUUCAGGCCUAACAACUUCCUCCAACGACCACCCAGGCUCCCUAGACCAACCACCGAAAUUAAAAGAAACAUCAACCUAACCACAGAUCAUCGCAAAUACGCGUCACUGCAGAACCUCGACUUACCCAUGAAGUUAAGCGAGAAGAGCAAAACCGAGCCGAAGAAAACCAACUAUUCCAACUUAUCACAUCGGAUCACGGGCUUAACCAACAAGCUGAGAGACUUAGGCAGUCCCAGCAAUUCUAUUGGAAGGUUUAAAGCUCAGUCACAUAAUGAUGUGGCUAAUUUGAAGCCAGUACUAAAGACUAGAGACGGCCAUGAUGGCUCAAAAAGGUCCGUAGUGAGGACCUGUAGUGCUGAACCACCAAAGAAAGUUACAUUCAGUGCUUUUGCCACAGUCCAAGUGGUUUAGUUCUUAGUUGUUUUGGUUACUCUGUAAGAAAUGGCUAGGCCGGGAUUUUUGUGUAAAUACAAUUGUAUAAAGUUUAUCUCCGCAAAUAGAACUUUUAAAAAUUUUGUAUUUUAGUCAAAAUUAUGUGUGUUAGAUGUGUCUUAACUUUAUCAUAGUUAUUUAUUAUUAUUUUAAAAUGUACUUUCUAUCUACUUAUUGUACCUACCUUACUUCAUACAGUGUGACUAUAUUGCACCGCUUUAUAUCAUUAUAUCUUUAGUUAUUUAUUGAUACGUCAUUGCACCUAUAUGUAUAAUACGUAUAAAAAUUAAUACAUGAUUGGCUCAGAAAUAGAAGAAGCAGAUUUUUUAAUAAGUUCUGGUGGCCCUAAAAUAUUAAAAUUAAUAAGCCCGGGCUACAUGGUGUCAUAACAUAUAAGCGUCAAAAUACUUCGACGUAUUUGCUCAAAUCUACAUCUUUGAAAAACAAAACACGUAUUUGAGAAAAUACUGCAGUGCGUAGCGCCACCACAUCGUGUUGAAUAGAAAUGCCACCAAUCUUUGUGAGAGAGAUUGCAGUCGGACCAUUUCGGAAGAAAUAAUGAAAAUGGAUUGUUAUUUAUGUAUUCUAUAAGAAUAUCUAUGAUAUAAGUAGCCAUAAUAAGUAUUUUACAACGUGAAUUGGUUUCUUAUCUUGUGUGAAUCCUAGUCGAUGCUUGCUUUUACAAAGUUUUCGGUGCAAAGACGUGGUUUGGAAGCUUGCUUUGUAUUUUAAAUUUUAUUACUGUGUGUGUAAUGUCAGUUUUCAAUGGCAUUAGGCGUGCGACUGACAUAAAGUGAAUUAAUAUUUUUGAAAUUCGAAUGGAGAGCUAUUGGAAGGUGCUGGUUAGCUGAGUUUAUCGCGCGAAGAAAAAGCUACACCUAUAUUCUUAUAUCAUGUUGACAAAUGACAAAACAUAUUAAAGGGUAAAUUUAGCACGUGAUAGACUUUGGCAUUCUUGGUGGUCAUUCAUAAAUUAUGUCACGGACAAGUCAGGUUUUGGUUUUUAAACUAUAUGUGAUGGCUGGGCGGGUCCAGAAACCAAAUUGUUUCAACACAAGAAGUACGCCACUUUUUUCGGUCUUCGGUAGUUUUUUAAAUAAUAUAUUUGCCCAGCGAACUUGUAACUAGAGUUAGACCAAGAUAGGUCCGCAACGAUUUUGAUAUCACACGCAGUGCAAGUACAACGUCAAUCUGCAUUGCGUGUGCUAUCAAAUUCGUUGCAGACUUAUCUUGGUCUAGCUCUAAACGUUUUUAAAGUCUGUUUAAGAAAUCUUGUCUAAGAAAUCCACUUGGCAGCACUCUUGACAACCGCAACUAUUAGGUAUAAAUGUAUUUUCGUAAGUCGCGGCAUUUAUGGCGGCUAUUUCUCACUGUCUCAACUCGUCACAUAGCUAGUUAGAUUAACUUCUACUUACCCUACAUCUAGAAAUAAUAUGGCGAAAAACUAGGACCCUUAGUGCCCUACUUUUAGAUACUGAUUGUUGACAUAGCCUAUGGAUGAAUUCACCUUUGCAUGACUGUGAUGGCACUGAAUAUAAGAGCUUUUGCUAUAAGUAAAAAGUCAUAAUAAUUACUAUUCGUAAUUAAUUCUAGAAUUAUGUAUAAAUAAAAUACUAAAUCUAUUUUCGCAAGUGUGCAUUAUUCUUCAUGUUUUCGUUUUAUUGUGUUUGAAUUGUUAAUUAAUUCUAGUAGGUAUUUUCUGAGACUUGUUUGAAACAAUAAAAGUGUUUUGUUAAUUUC